AUGGGUGUUACUGUUUUACAACAAUAUCCAGUGCCGGAACAUAAAACGGGUACAUAUGUCAUUGAAUUGUUGACAAAAAGAAUUUUAGCCCUCGGAGCAUCACAACAGGGACAAUUUCUUGUAGACUGUGAAAGUUAUCUAUCACAUCCUCAAAUGGGUACUACAAAAACAGUUCACAUUCUUCACAAUUCAGAACAACCUGCCUCAGUGUUCUCAAUACUUGAAAGUGGUACAAAAAACAUUCAUGUAAUAGCUGAUGGAUUAUUUGAUUUGCUCAUGAUGAAAUUAUCACAUCACUAUACUUCUAAAAAGCAAACAAAAAUUGAAAGUAAGGGUCCACGGUUUGAACUGGGCGACUUUUGUGUAAAACUUGGAUCAGUGACAAUGAAUCAAAAUUUCAAAGGAGUUCUUAUUGAAGUUGAAUACCGUCCUUGUGUAAUGGCAAAUGCAGUAUGGGGCUUACUUAGAGAAUUUCUACAGGGUCUUUUGGGCCCAUCUGUACCUGUUCAGCCUCCUCAACAUUUAUUAAGCCGAAUGAAUGAAAUAUAUACACCUAUAGAUACUAUAUAUCAGUACUUAGAACAUUUUAGUGCUUAUAGAAAAACAACUGGAUUAAGAAUAUUACAAGUACAAUUAGUGGAAUUAGAUGUAAUAGAUUGCGGAAUAGACUAUGAGUUUGAUGUUUCUGAAGGAGAUGUGGAUAUAAAGAAGUAUCCUUGGCUUGGAUUAUUAUAUUAUAGCUUCUAUGGCGAUACAGGUGAAGGCCGUGCGGUCACAACUGUGGCUUUAAUACAGGCGGAGUUCGUGAUAGCCCCGGCUGCGGACAUAGGACCAAUGCCUAAAAUUGACUUUAGACAAAACACACGAGUUUUGCUCGGGGAGGGUUGGCAGUAUGGCGGUCGUCGCGUGCGCAAUUAUGUAUUGCAUCCGGAGUAUGGAGAAACAUAUAACACUGUUGCUUUGGUACAACUCAGCACGCCAGUAAGAAAUGAGCGCAUAAGACCACUAUGUCCACCACCUGCCAGAUUGAGGAAUCCAGAUUUUUACGUUGUAAAAUUUCAGGAUAUGGAAGAUUACAGCCAUCUCCAAAAACAGGUGAUCCCAGUCACACAUGUUAUGCCCAGUUUAUGUAGAGAGUUUUACCUUCGAACUAAUUUAUAUUCAAAGAAAAUGCGUCCACCACACGUAGCGUGUGCUGUUUCGUUACGAGAAAAUGACAUAUGCGUGUGGAAUGCGGGGUCUGCACUAGUUUCACGCGAUGUAUGGGGACGAUGGCAAUUGUUAGGUUUAGGAGUCCGAGGCCCGGGAUGCGGCGCCCCAUCCCGAUACCUAGACAUGAUGAGCUACUACCCGUGGAUAGAGCACAGCUUGAGCAAAUUCAGACGAAUUAGCAUAUCUAAGAUGUCUAAUCAGAAGUAUAUUUUACGAGGUGGAGGUAGUGCGUAUCAAAGAUUCGGAAAUUGUGAUGAAGGCGAAAAAAUCAACUUGAUUUACAGAGAGAUGAUAUCGUUACGGACGGACAACAAUCAGUACCAGUUUUUGACGUAUAAUAUGUCUAUAUACGAAAACGUGGAGUUUUCCUGUCUCACACUGGAGCUAGUUAACGCUACGGCUGUAUCGGAAAUGAGAAUUAAGCAUUAUUGUUCGAGAUACACCAGGGGACCGCCAUGUUAUUCAUAUAAAGGAUCGUCGUUCGAUAUAUCAGUCUACAUAAUGUUCUCGGACACGUGCCGGUUCGAAAUGUUUGCUUGGGGAUGGAAGAAGAAUAUGACGCUUAUAGAUAUGCAUGAUUGGAGAUUAGAAGAAGGCACGUAUUACGAGGAUUUCACAAUGCAGCCGGUGGAGUACCGCGGGCCCACACACGAGACCGAGUUCGGAUUCGAACCCCUGGACCAGGCGCAGUGGGUGCCAGAUUAUGAUGUAUUCACUUCCACUAUACCGCCAGAUUCUAUUAGCACUACUACUAGAAGGGUGAAAUUAGAUAACGAAUUGCCGGACGAAACCCAGCAGUCUGCGGCGGGCGGCACCACGAUCGCGCCCUCCGCCCGCACGUUCCCGGCGCCCGAGCUGGCCGUGCUCGCGCGCAUGACGGCGGCGCCCAACCCCGUGCGCACCGCCACCGCUCUCACCUUA
Molecule: messenger RNA, 2133 nt
Organism: Brenthis ino (lesser marbled fritillary)
Lineage: Eukaryota; Metazoa; Arthropoda; Insecta; Lepidoptera; Nymphalidae
Source: the annotation of a GenBank genome assembly